AUGGACAAGAUUAGAGAGUUGGCAUCAAAUAAGGCUGCAGUGAUCUUUACUAAGAGCUCAUGUUGUAUGUGCUAUAGUAUUAAGCAACUGUUUUAUGAAAUGGGUGCGAGUCCAGAAAUCUAUGAGAUUGAUCAAGAAAUAGGUGGGAAGGAGAUAGAACGAGCCCUAAGGAUGAUAGGCUGCAACUCUGUCCCAGCUGUGUUUAUUGGAGGUAUAUUUAUUGGAUCGACUAAGGAUGUUAUCUCUCACCAUGUUGAUGACUCUCUCAAGAAAAUGCUUAUUGAUGCUAGAGCUAUUUGGCUCUAA
Molecule: messenger RNA, 306 nt
Organism: Impatiens glandulifera
Lineage: Eukaryota; Viridiplantae; Streptophyta; Magnoliopsida; Ericales; Balsaminaceae
Product: glutaredoxin-C11-like
Exons: 1
Coding region: 1-306 (101 amino acids)
Source: RefSeq, a predicted model, not a curated record